AUGCUCUGUUUUCAGACCUACAUUGUGUACUUGGGAGGACACUCUCAUGGUCCUGACCCUUCUCCCACUGAUCUUCAAACAGCCACAGAUUCCCAUCAUGAUUUACUUGCUUCUGUCUUAGGAAGUCAUGAGAAGGCAAAGGAAUCAAUCAUGUACUCUUACAAUAAGCAUAUUAAUGGCUUCGCGGCCCUACUUGAAGACGAAGAAGCAUCAGAGAUUGCAGAGAAUCCGAACGUAGUUUCUGUUUUCCUGAGCAAAGAGCACAAAUUGCACACUACCAGGUCAUGGAAGUUUCUUGGGCUGGAAAAUAAUGGACGAGUUCCUGCAAACUCUGCUUGGAGUAAGGCAAAAUUUGGAGAAAACAUAAUCAUAGCUAAUAUCGAUACAGGAGUUUGGCCGGAACACCCCAGUUUUAGUGACAAAGGAUACGGGCCAGUGCCUUCAAAGUGGCGUGGGAAAGAUGUUUGUCAGAUUGACAGUUUUAAUACUACACAGAAAUAUUUCUGUAACAGGAAGCUGAUUGGAGCAAGAAUUUUCCUGAAGAAUCACGAGGCGGAAGUCGGGGAGGUUGAAAGAUCGUUACGCAGUGCACGUGACUUCGUAGGGCAUGGCACCCACACUCUAUCAACGGCAGGUGGUAAUUUUGUUCGUGGUGCGAACGUAGAACGUAACGGCAGAGGCACUGCUAAGGGAGGGUCCCCAAGAGCUCGCGUUGUGGCCUACAAAGCAUGCUGGGAUAAACUCGACACAGGAGGGUGCCACGAAGCAGAUUUCCUAGAAGCAUUUGAUCACGCCAUAUACGACGGCGUUGAUGUCAUCUCCGCCUCUAUUGGUUGGUCCACUCCCUACCAGGAAGCUUUGUUAACCGAUGGUAUUUCCAUUGGAUCAUUCCAUGCAGUAGCAAAAAAUAUACCCGUUAUUUGCUCUGCUGGCAAUGAUGGCCCCUCACCUUCAUCCGUCACUAACGUCGCACCCUGGUCCUUCACCGUUGCUGCCAGCACCAUGGACAGGGAUUUCCUCAGCAACAUUUCUCUUGGCAAGAAUAAAUACUUUAAGGGUGGCAGUCUUAAUCGAGGCUUCCCACAACCCGCUCGAAAGUUCUAUCCCGUUGUUUUUUCUGUCAACGCAAGACUUGAUAAUGCCUCUAUUAAUGAUGCUCUUGUUUGCAAACCGGGAACACUUGAUCCUGCCAAAGUAAAGGGAAAAAUACUUGUCUGCAUUCGAAGUGAUAAGUUACAAUCGGUUAAAGAGGGCGAACAGGGUAAACUUGCUGGCGCCGUGGCAGUUUUUGUGCAAAAUGAUGAACAGAGUGGAAAUUUGCUUCUGGCUGAAAAUCAUGUUAUUCCUGCUGCAAGUAUAAGUGGAACGGAGACUAAUUACACCAAUACUAGCCAUAUAAAUGGUACAGGCAGCAGCAUGUUUGCUUACUUGACUGCUGCAAAAACAUACCUAGGAGUAAAGCCAGCUCCAAUCAUGGCUGGAUUCUCGUCUAAGGGUCCUAGUGUCGUGCAACCGUUGAUAUUAAAGCCUGACAUAACUGCUCCGGGUGUGGGUGUAAUUGCUGCUUUUACACAAGCCGCGGGCCCUUCUAAUCUUGAAUCAGAUACACGUAGGACUCUUUUCAAUGUGGACCAGGGAACCUCUAUGGCUUGUCCUCAUGUUGCUGGCAUUGCGGGUCUUCUGAAAGCAUACCAUCCUACCUGGAGUCCAGCAGCGAUCAAAUCAGCUAUUAUGACUACAGCUACAACACUUGAUAACACCAAUCGACCCAUUCGGGACGUGUUUGAUAAGGAAGCAACUCCAUUCGAUUACGGUGCCGGACACGUUCAGCCUAACCUUGCAAUUGACCCUGGACUCGUUUAUGAUUUAGGCACAACCGAUUACUUGAACUUCUUAUGUGCUUCUGGUUACACCCAAGCUUUACUCAAGUUGUUUGGCAAUUUCAAAACCUCUUACAAAUGUCCCAAGUCUUACAGAAUCGAAGAUCUCAACUACCCUUCUAUCACCGUGCAUCAUCCUGCGUCAAAGCCUAUAUAUGUUACUCGCAUUGUUACAAACGUUGGACCUCCAGCCACAUAUGUUGUGAAUGUUCACGGGCCCAGGGGGAUCAAGGUUCGUGUUCAACCACCCUCCUUGACUUUUAAGAAAACUGGAGAAAAGAAGAGGUUUCAGGUUAUUCUGCAGGCAAUUACAGUGCCCCGUGGGUUCCCAUCAUUUGGGAAUCUGGCUUGGACAGAUGGCAAACACAAUGUAACCAGUCCUAUCACAGUCCUGUAA
This is a messenger RNA of Sphenostylis stenocarpa, 2277 nucleotides long. The record is from the annotation of a GenBank genome assembly. Lineage: Eukaryota; Viridiplantae; Streptophyta; Magnoliopsida; Fabales; Fabaceae.